AUGAGUCCCCCCGCCAUAAUCGCCCCCUCAAUCCUGAGCGCCGACUUUGCCCAACUUGGCCCCGAAUGCGCGACAACCAUGGAGCGGGGCGCCGACUGGCUGCACGUUGAUAUUAUGGAUGGCCAUUUCGUGCCUAAUAUGACUUUCGGGGCGCCUGUUGUUACGAAGAUUCGAUCGCAUGUUGCGAAGCCUGCUACACCGGGGGAGAGGGGGACGUUUGAUUGUCAUAUGAUGAUUGCUGAGCCCCAAAAAUGGGUCUCAGAAUUCAAAUCCGCCGGUUGCGACCUGUACUGCUUCCACUACGAAGCCGCCAUCUCCUCCACCGCCGCCAAAGACCCCGCCGAUUACACAACCACCACCAAGACCUCACCCAAGGAGUUGAUUCGAUACAUUCAUGAGUCUGGGAUGAAGGCCGGUAUAGCUAUUAAACCAGACACGAAAGUGGAUGUGUUGUGGGAUAUUCUUGAAAAUGAGACGGAGAUUGAGAGGCCUGAUAUGGUAUUGGUAAUGACGGUCCACCCCGGCUUCGGCGGGCAAAAAUUUAUGGCCUCUGAACUGCCCAAAGUCACUGCUUUGAGGCAGCGAUACCCGAAUCUCAACAUCGAGGUUGAUGGUGGUCUGGGUUUGGGGACGAUCGAUCAAGCGGCUGAUGCGGGCGCGAAUGUGAUUGUUGCUGGGUCCGCGGUGUUUGGGGCCAAGGAUCCGGCGGAAGUUAUACAGAAGUUGAGGGACGCUGUUGAGAAAAGAAGGUCUUGA
Talaromyces marneffei is the source of this 756-nucleotide messenger RNA. RefSeq lists its product as uncharacterized. Bases 1 to 756 code for a protein of 251 amino acids. Gene Ontology annotation, cellular component: cytosol. The transcript has 3 exons. Gene Ontology annotation, molecular function: metal ion binding; D-ribulose-phosphate 3-epimerase activity. The record is from RefSeq and is a predicted model, not a curated record. Gene Ontology annotation, biological process: pentose-phosphate shunt; pentose-phosphate shunt, non-oxidative branch; carbohydrate metabolic process. NCBI's taxonomy places the organism in Eukaryota, Fungi, Ascomycota, Eurotiomycetes, Eurotiales, Trichocomaceae.